AUGCCUUCACCACAAACAUGUAUUCAAGAGCCCAUUGCCGUAGUGGGAUCGGCCUGUCGGUUUCCCGGAGGCAGCACCUCCCCAUCGAAGCUGUGGGAAUUGCUCAGCCAGCCUCGAGACGUGUUGCAGACGUUCGAUCCGAAGCGACUAAACCUCAAUCGCUUCUAUCACCAGAAUGGUGACUCUCAUGGAUCAACCGAUGUACAGAACAAGUCCUAUCUAUUGCAAGAAGAUUCCCGCGUCUUCGAUGCGCCCUUUUUCAAUAUCAGUCCGGCUGAGGCAGAAGGCAUGGACCCUCAACAACGGGUCUUGCUGGAGACGGUCUUUGAAGCAUUCGAAGCAGCUGGAUGCACGCUCGACCAAAUGCAAGGCUCAUCCACCUCCGUCCAUGUAGGGGUCAUGAAUGGCGACUACUUUGACAUUCAACUGCGCGAUACAGAAACAAUCCCGAAAUAUAAUGCCACGGGAACCGCUCGCAGUAUCCUCUCAAAUCGAAUCUCUUACGUCUUCGAUCUCAAGGGUCCCUCGGUAACCAUUGAUACUGCCUGCUCCAGCUCGCUCGUGGCUCUGCACCAGGCCGUCCAGAGCCUCCACCAGGGCGACUGCUCGACCGCCAUCGUGGGAGGCGUGAAUCUGAUUUUCGAUGUUUCCAUGUAUAUCAUGGAGUCAAAGAUGCACAUGCUCUCCCCUGACUCUCGGUCCCGCAUGUGGGAUCAAUCGGCAAAUGGCUACGCCCGUGGAGAGGGUGUCGCGAUCCUCAUGCUGAAGCCGUUGAGCCAUGCCCUGCGGGAUGGCGAUCAUAUUGAAGGCCUAGUGCGCGGUACUGGAGUCAAUUCUAACGGCCGGAGCUCGGGCAUCACAAUGCCCAACGCAGUAGCGCAGGCGUCGCUGAUUCGCCAAACAUAUCAACGGGCAGGACUGGAUCCUGUUCGCGACCGAUGUCAGUAUUUUGAAUGUCACGGCACCGGAACGCCGGCAGGUGAUCCCGUCGAAGCCCGAGCUAUCAGUGAGGCACUGUUCGAUCGAACACCAUCCCCAAAUGCGACAGAUCCACUGUAUGUUGGCUCUAUCAAAACAGUUAUAGGCCAUACAGAAGGCUGUGCCGGACUGGCCGGCGUGAUGAAGGUCCUGGUGGCCAUCAAGCACCGCACCAUACCUCCAAAUCUGCUCUUUGAGAACCUCAACCUUGCAAUCCUCCCUUAUUAUGUCAAAAUUAAAAUUCCGACUGAACCUCUUCCGUGGCCUCAUGUUCCAACGGGUAGUCCCUUGCGUGCCAGUGUGAACAGCUUUGGAUUUGGAGGAACAAAUGCUCAUGCCAUUAUCGAGAGUUACGACUCUGAUGUCUCAUCUUUCAGUGAUGAAAUCAUCCAAACAGACCGAGAGAACAAAUUCAUCGGUCCUCUCAUCUUCUCUGCCCGUUCCAGAUUGUCCCUGCUUGGAAUUGUCCGGGCAUUCUGGCAGCAUAUACUCGAAAAUCCUUCUCUUGAUCUCGAAAACCUCGCCUGGGUACUACAGCAACGACGGACAGCACACCGAGUCAAGAUAUAUUUCACCGGAGAGUCCCGAGCACGACUCCUAGAGAACAUGGAACAGUUCUUGCGCAACCACGAGAAAAAACCCAAGCUGGAGGCUGGUAUUCAGCCACAUCCCAUCAACCCGACUGAAAUCCCUGGUGUACUGGGUAUCUUCACAGGACAAGGAUCUCAAUAUCCGGCAAUGGGCCGGGGCCUCAUUCAAACCUCCGCUUUGUUUCGGAAGACGAUUGAUAAAUGUGAAGCGGUUCUGAGUGGGCUAGUUGACGGGCCAGAGUGGUCUCUCCGCAAAGAAUUGUCAGCCAAUGCGUCUGAGUCCCGGAUAUCACAGGCAGCACUCUCUCAGCCCAUUUGCACGGCGGUCCAAAUUGCUCUCGUCGAUCUGCUUAAUGCAUCUGGGAUCCAAUUUGAUGCUGUUGUUGGCCAUUCAUCAGGAGAGAUUGCUGCUGCAUAUGCAUGCGGCAUCUUGACUCUCACAGGAGCUAUGCAGAUUGCGUACUAUCGUGGUCUUCAUGCCUGGUUGGCUCGCGGAUCAGAAGGUCAGCUGGGAGGAAUGAUUGCUGUCGGUAUCACCAUCGCUCAAGCCUUGGAAUUUUGCCGUCAUGCUGAAUUUCAAGGACGUCUCGGAGUGGCUGCGAAUAAUGCGCCGCAGAUUGUGACACUUUCCGGUGACCUCGAUGCGGUGGAAGAAGCCAAACAGCAUUUUGAUGAGCAGAAUGUAUUUUCCCGUCAGUUGAAGGUGGGUACAGCAUAUCAUUCCCACCACAUGCAGCACUGCACCGAGCCUUAUCUGCGCUCCCUUCUCGCAUGCAAUAUCGAAGUCAGACGGCCCCGUGAAAGUUGUGUUUGGAAUUCGAGUGUCCGUGGUGAUACACAGUUGCUGAAAGAGGACCUCAGCUCCCUCAAGGGCCCGUACUGGGUGGCUAAUAUGGUCCAAACUGUGCUUUUCUCUCAGGCAGUGGAAUCCUCCAUCUGGCACGGUGGUCCUUGGGACGUGGCCAUCGAGGUUGGCCCUCAUCCUACCCUCAAGGGCCCAACCGAGCAGACCAUCACAGCCGUAUAUGGCUCCGCCCCAGCCUACUCUGGUGUCCUGGGACGCAACGAAAGUGACGUGGAAUCAAUCUCGGGGGCCCUGGGCUUCUGCUGGUCCCACCUGGGUCCCUCCUUUGUGGACUUUAAUGGUUAUCGUGGUACAUUCCACGAAAAUUCACCUCGUCCUCUGCCGCGUAUGCUCAAGGAUCUGCCAUCAUAUUGCUGGGAUCAUAGCAAAGUCUACUGGCGUGAAUCACGCAUCUCCAGGCGGCUACGGACUGGUUCCGACCACUACCACGAGCUGUUGGGACGCCGGAUGCCCGAUGACACGGAGCACGAGCUCCGCUGGCGCAAUAUUCUAAAUUGCAGCGAUAUGUCCUGGCUCCGUGGCCACGACAUCCUGGGACAGGUAUUGCUUCCUGGAGCAGCUUAUGUUUCCAUGGCACUUGAGGCCGGCAAACAAAUGGCAGCAGGACGAACGAUCCGCCUCUUGGAGGUGCAGGAAGUCGACAUCCGGCGGCCAGUCCUUGUCCCAGAUACCAAAGACGGCACUGAAACAAUUUUUGUCGCCAGGUUAAUCGACUCAACCGAUGACUCUGUUCUAGAAGCCGAAUUCUCCUUUUUCUCCUGCUCCGACUCUUUAUCGGAGUCCAUGGUUCAUACCUGUAACGGUCGAGUACUGGUUCAUUUGGGCUCGCCAUCAGUGGAUGAAUUGCCACACAGAGAGCCUGUAUCGUCAAGCUUACUCGAUGUCGAUGUAGAUAGGGUCUACAGUACGUUUGGCGGGAUUGGAUUAAACUACCAAGGGAUUUUCAAGGGCCUGUCUAAUGUGCAGCGCUCGUUGAACUAUGCCACGUCGACUGCGGUAUGGUCGGAAUCGGACUUGGACCACGACUAUUUAAUCCAUCCGGCAUUGCUAGAUGUCGCCUUUCAGUCUCUCUUCGUCGCCCGAGCACAUCCGAGCACGGAGCAAAUGCCGAAUGCACUCCUCCCUGUGCACAUAAAGCGCGUGCUUGUCAAUCCGAAUGUGCCGCUCGUCGAAGCAGAAGGAACAGUCAGGAUAAAUCUGGACUCAUUUAUCGUAGAUCGGACUCCCUCAUCAGUUCUCGGUGACAUGCAUGUCUACAAUGCCUUUUCUGGAGAUGCUGCUGUGCAAGUCGAGAGCCUCCAGUUAAAAGCCAUUGCUGAACCAACCGAGUCGCAGGAUCGCCAAAUCUUCAGCGAGACCGUGUGGCAGGCCGACGCAUCGUUGAAUCUGGUUAUCCCGAAAUGCGAUCCCACUGACGACGCGGCGGAGAUGAAUCUUGCUGAAGCCAUUGAUCGUGCGGCUCUCUACUACAUACAACGUCUUCUCGAAGAAAUCAGCCCUGCUGAGAGGGCCGGUCUAUCGUGGUAUCACCAGAGGAUGUGCGAAGCCUUUGAACAUCACCUAGCAUCGGUCAAAAAGGGCAUGCAUCCGGUAGCAAGGCGUGAAUGGCUCACUGAUGGACCCGACGCUGUGAAAGCGCUGAACGAGAAGUAUCCCAAUCAAAUUGACCUGCAGCUCAUCCACGCAAUUGGAGACUGUCUGGUCUCAGUAUUGCGCGGCGAGACUCAAAUUUUGGAGGUGAUGCUGCAGGAAAAUAUGUUGAGUCGCUUUUACACAGAAGGCUGCGGUUUGAUGGUCGCCAACGAGGGGAUUAGAUCCACGUUGCAGCAGAUCACUCACAAAUUCCCCCGUGCUCGGAUCUUGGAGAUCGGAGCCGGCACGGGCGCCACGACGCGCAGUGUUCUCAACGCCAUCGGAAAUGCAUAUGAGUCCUACACUUACACGGAUAUCUCGACAGGAUUCUUUGAAGAUGCGGCUGAGAGGUUUUCUGACCACAGUCAGAAGAUGGUCUUCAAAACGCUAGACAUUGAAAAGCCUGUGGCUAGCCAAGGGUAUACGGAAAACAGUUACGACAUCAUUAUUGCUGCAAACGUCUUCCACGCAACGCGUGAGCUCGGUACGACUUUGCAAUAUGCCAGAUCUCUGUUGAAGCCCGGCGGCUUCCUCGUGCUUGUUGAGGUUACCGGUCUUGAAGUGUUACGCCUGAACUUCAUCAUGGGCGGUCUGCCUGGAUGGUGGUUAGGAGGGGACGAUGGACGGCGGCUGCACCCCGGAAUUACACCCACAGAAUGGGAUCAACUGUUACAAGAAGCUGGCUUCUCAGGGGUUGACUUAGUCUAUCAUGAUCUAGCCGAUAGUCGCAAGCAUUGCACUUCUCUGCUCGUCAGCCAAGCCGUGGAUAACAGCUACCUUGGACUGCGCGACCCUCUGCUCGCGAUGGGCGACCUGGCUCAAGAGGCACCCUUGCUGCUCAUCGGUGGAAGGACACUGGCUGUGUCCAAAAUGACUAGGGAGCUCCAAAAGCUGCUCCCAUCAUCCUGGCGGCGUCAGGUGCAAGCCAUUACCGACCUGGAUACUCUCAGUCUCUCCUCUCUUACGCCAGGAACCGAUGUCAUCUGUCUGCAGGAAUUGGACAGCCCCCUGUUCUCCAUAGCUAUGAGUAACCCUCGUCUAGGUGUAAUUCAGAACCUUCUUCUCAAUGCAGCGAAUGUCAUUUGGGUGGUUCGUAACGGACAAUCCGGUAGCCCAGAGUCCAACAUGUUUCUUGGAAUCGCACGUGCUCUAUCUCAAGAACUACCAUAUGCCCAUCUUCAAUACGUCAACUUCGAAUCGAGUGAGAGUCCAUCAGCCAUGGCUCGGACGGCCCUUGAGGCAUUUGUGAGGCUGAAGAUUGCAUCCAGCCAGCCAUCGGGAGUGGAUAAUAUGGUUUGGACCCAGGAGCCGGAGAUCCUCAUUGAUGGCGGACAAACCCUCAUUCCACGAAUUCUUCCAAAUCGUGCCUCAAAUGAUCGUUAUAACGCUUCCCGCCGCACGCUGUGUCGGCCGGUUAAUAGCGCUGACACUACGGUUCGAGUGGUUGCUGGUCAAGCCACGUUAUCACUGACAGAAACAAUCUCGAGCAAGAGAGACAAAGACCAUCUUAGGGUGACUGUGCAAUAUUGCCUUCAAAUUCCAACCAACAAUCACGAAGAGGUUUAUCUCUGCUGUGGCUACCUCGAAGGAUCCAGAAAUACUGUUCUUGUUAUGUCGCCAACAAACCAAUCCAUCUUGAAGGUACCAGCAGCAGGUAUCAUUCCUAUCGAUGCGCAGGAUUGCAAUCCGAGCACCCUUCAACAGCUUGCGACUGAGCUAUUUGCUCAAGCAAUCAGCAGCUUGCUAGUGUCUUCUGCAGGAUCGGUGCUUGUAUUUGAUGCGGAAGAAAUUCUCGCCACCUCCAUUGAGGCUCAGUGUGCAAAGCACAAGACCAACGGCAUCCUGCUGGCUUCAUCUCAGCCCUUAAUACAGUCAAACCAGGUUUAUAUUCACCCACAAGGAUCUGUGCGCGCCACUCAGCGCCGCAUUCCCAACAACGUCGCCGUCUUUGUGGACUGUUCGAGGGAGCUCAGCGCUCGAUGUGUCAUUCAGCCUUGUCUGCCGAAGGGUUGUGAGAUAUACAAGCUGGACACGAAGCUCUUAUCAUCGAUGAUGGUACAAGGGGGGCUCGCAAAGGCUUAUUCAACGGCAAGCAGUAAUCCAAACUUUUCGCACUGCUACCCCGUAUUGAAUGUUCAGGACCUUCCAGGCGUGUCCGUUUCCAUCUUGAACGCCCCCUUCAUCACCGAUUGGCAGACUGCUACACCGCUCCAGGUUCCCAUUCAGCAGCCUGGCGGACAAGAAAUGUUCCAAUCUCACAAGACAUACCUGAUGGUGGGCAUGGCCGGCGGUCUUGGUCUUUCCGUGUGUCUGUGGGCGAUCCGACAGGGUGCACGUCAUGUCGUGAUCGCUAGCCGGAACCCCAAGAUUGAUGCAAAAUACUUCGAGGAUGCUAGGCUUGCUGACGCAGACAUUCGCAUCAUAUCCAUGGACGUCUCAAGCCGAUCGUCGGUCGAGCUUGUAGUAUCUAAGGUUCGGGAGACGAUGCCCCCAAUUGGGGGUGUCUGCAACGCAGCAAUGGUCCUGUCUGACAAGUUGUUCGUCAAUAUGGAUACUGAAAUCAUUGACAAGGUGUUGAAGCCCAAGGUCGAUGGCACACAACACUUGCAUGCCGUUUUUGAAAAUGACCACUUGGACUUUUUCAUCCUCUUCUCCUCUCUUGGGUCCAUCGUCGGCAGCCCAGGUCAAUCCAAUUACCACGCUGCAAAUCUCUUCAUGGCUGGAUUGGCUGCGCGGAGACGUGAUCAAGGAUUAGCGGCGUCUGUUAUUCACAUCGGACUAGUAACGGAUGUUGGUUACGUGACGCGCCAGGAUCGCAGUCUCCAGGACCAUCUGAGCAGCCUACUAUUCCUUCCGUUGUCAGAAACAGAUAUUCACCAUGCAUUCUCAGAGGCCGUUGAAGCUGGAAAACCAGAUAGCCAGCGUUCCUUCGAGAUUAUCAUGGGUAUUGAACCGCUCUCGAAGCCCGUCGCUACAGAAUGCCAACCCUGGUGGCUAUCCAAGAACCCUCAGUUCGCACAUUUCAAGCCAUCUGUUACUGUACAGCAGGAACAACGCUCCACCAAGGCUAGCAGUGGCAGCAUCAAACAGGGAGUGGAGAAAUCGGACUCAGAGGAUGGCGCUAUUGCACUGGUUGAACAGGCUUUCUGUGUCAAAUUGGAGUCGAUGAUGCAAUUGCCCGCAGGCAGUGUCCAAGUCCAAGAACCAAUUCUUGCUCUAGGAAUUGACUCUCUCGUGGCGGUGGAAAUCCGUAAGUGGUUCCUCAAGGAGUUGGGCGCGGAGGUUCCUGUGCUCAAGAUUUUGAGCGGAGAUAGCGUCGCGCAGAUUUGCAUCGUAGCCACCAAACGACUGCUGGCAGAUAUGCUUGAGAAGGUCCAGAGCAUAGCCCCAAACCCAGAAGAUUUGACCGAAUUGACUUCCACCCCAGAGGACUCGUCUGAUGCCACCUUGGGCAGUGGGGAUUCCGUGGCUACAAGCGAGCUGGGCGACUCACAGGAUCUGUCCAUCAAAGACCAAGCAUUAGAAGAGGUGCUCCCCAAUAUCCCUUGUGGUGACCAGUUUUACAGUGCGUCGCAACCACAAAACCCAACUUCCUUUCAAGAGGAACUUAUGUCCGACCCCCAGUCUCGCAUCUGGUUUGUCUCGAAGCAUGUGGAUGAUCCCACCACCUACAAUAUGACUAUUAAGUAUGAGGUGCAGGGGCACCUAAGUAUUCCGCGUCUCCGACAUGCUCUCCGUACAAUGCUGCAGCAUCACGAAGGGCUCCGCACCCGAUUCUACGCCCGUCUGGAAGAUGGACACCCCAUGCAAAGCAUUAUGUCUAAUCCAGUCUACAUUUUCAAGCAUGUAGAUAACUCUAACGACGCGGACAUUGCCAGUGCAUGUGAAUACCUUAAACAUCACAUAUGGGACCUCGAACGAGGCCAGACGUUGGGUAUGACAGUUCUUUCCCGAGAUUCAGGAAGUCACACAAUCAUCCUCGGCUACCACCAUAUUAUCAUGGAUGGGAUGAGUCUGCACUUCUUCUUGCGUGACUUGAAUGUCACCUACCAAAUGCAAACUCCCCAGGGCAAAGCAGGGACGUGCAUUCAAUAUGCCUCGGAGCAACUCCAGGCCAAGCAAUCCCAGAUCAUGCAAAGCCAGAUGCAAUUUUGGCAAGAUGAGUAUGCGUCGCUUCCCAGGGUUCUUCCUCUGCUACCGAUGGCGUGUACUCGGACUCGGCCGCCGAUGCAGACAUCCAAAAAAUAUCAUGUUUACCGCGAGAUCCAUCAUGAGCAAAUGGCCGCUUUCAAAAAGACAUGUCAGGCUCUUCGGAUCACACCCUUUCAUUUCCACCUAUCAGUUUUCCAGGUGAUGUUGGCUCUCUACGCAGAAACGGACGACAUCUGCAUUGGUGUUGCGGACGCCAACCGCACGGACGAGCGUUUCGCCGAGACGAUUGGAUUCUUCCUGAACCUGCUGCCCGUUCGCUUCCAAGUCGUGAAAGGAGACGAAUUUUCAAAAUUGGCUCAAGCUGCCGCUCGUAAGGCCUUUGCUGCUCUAGCAAACUCGUCGGUCCCGUUCGGUACCAUUUUGGACCAAUUGAAUGUGCCUCGAUCGACUGCUCACACGCCACUGUUCCAAGUAGCCAUCAACUAUCGAAUGGGUUCCGUUUGGGAAGUGCCGUUGGGAGACUGUCGCAUGAAGAUGAGUGAUAUUCAAGACGCCAGAAAUCCGUAUGAUCUCAGCUGCGGAAUCAUCGAGACAAGCUCGGGUACCUCCUUGGUCGAGCUCGUAGGCCAAGAGUCUUUGUACGAUGCUGAGGCAUGUCAAACGAUCUUGGAUACAUACAUGCGUCUCCUUCAGACCUUCACUAAGACGCCGAAUCUGCGAGUUCAGGACUGCCAGCUGAACGAUCCUUCUGAUGUCGCUUCCGCUUUGACAGUAGGACGUGGUCCACGAGUGCAAUUUGGCUGGCCUCGGACAUUGGCUGGGCAAAUGCAACUGAUCUACGGGAAAUAUGGGCCGAAUGCCGCAGUCGAAGACCGAUCUGAGAGCUUGAUAUACUCUCAGCUUGCAGACCGGGUCAACGCCAUUGCUUUUCGGAUCCUCGAGCUGCAGUGCGGGCCAGGAUCUCGCAUCGCCGUUCUCUGUGAGCCGUCGGUCGACUUUAUUGCUGCAAUGCUGGCUAUUAUCCAUGUCGGCGCUGUAUAUGUACCUCUGGACAUCAUUCUCCCAUCGACGAGACAUGAGUCCAUGGUUCAAAGUUGUCAACCGAGCUUGUUGCUCUUCCAUACAGCAACAAAAAGCCUUGCUGACAAUCUCACUGGCGGUACGGAAUAUGCUCUUCCAGCGGUAAGAGUGGACCAGAUCCAAGUCCAUCGAAAAAUUGUUCCCUGUCUCGCGAAGCCUGAUUCUCCAGCAGUUCUUCUGUUUACAAGCGGCUCCACAGGCAUGCCAAAAGGUAUUCUCCUAUCGCAGGCCAAUUUGGUGAACCAUUUAGCCCUGAAAACCCAGGCGCUGGGUCUGCAGCAGGAAUCAGUUCUCCAGCAGAGUUCUAUGGGUUUUGAUAUGUCGCUCAUCCAGGCUUUCUGUGCCUUGGCCAAUGGGGGUACGCUGGUGAUUGUUCCUGCUGAGGCCCGACGAGAUCCGGUUGAGAUGACGCAAAUCAUGCUACGCAAACGCAUCAGCCUGACCAUCGCGACGCCAUCCGAGUAUCUCAUGUGGUUGCGUUACGGGGCCGAGUCACUAGAGAAGCAUUUUUCCUGGCGACAUGUCUGCAUGGGCGGAGAGCCCGUUUCUGAUCAAUUGAAGGGCGAGUUCCGGCGCCUGGAGCUACCCUCUCUAGCCCUGACAAAUUGCUACGGCCCGACCGAAAUCACUGCUGCAGCUACUUUCCAACACAUUUCCCUCCUGGCUACCGACGCAGCGGAGCCUCCAAAUGCAGUUGGUAAGGCCUUGCCAAACUACUCGAUUUAUAUCGUUGAUGGCGAGGGGCAGCCUCUCCCAGUCGGACUGCAAGGGGAGAUCUGCAUCGGUGGUGCCGGUGUCUCAUUGGGAUAUCUUGAUUUAACCGACCUGACAGCACAAAAGUUCAUUCGCGACAUUGAAGCCACCCCGGAGGACCGGUUCCAGACCAUGUAUCGCACAGGAGAUCGGGGACGUUUGCUGUCCGAUGGCACAUUGGUCUUCCUGGGACGACUCGAUGGCGAUACACAGAUCAAACUCCAUGGGAUCCGCAUGGAGCUUGGAGAGAUUGAAGCUUCCAUUUUGGAAAUUUCACAGGGUCUACUCUGCAGCGUCGUGGUGACCGUACGGGGGGAUAUGUUAGUGGCACAUACUAUCUUUGCUGCUGGACAAACUGCCACGGGUGUAGAGCUCCAACAGCUGCUAGCUCGUCUUCAACUUCCACAGUAUAUGCGGCCCGCCAGAAUCGUUGUUUUGGAUGAUCUGCCUACCAAUGCAAACGGCAAGGUUGAUCGCAAGGCCCUGCAGGAACUUCCACUCCCCGAACAAUGGAUGAGUGCUCUACCAGAGGACAAGAUGACUCUCCGUGAAGGAGAAUUGCGACUCUUAUGGGAGAAGGUUCUGCCAGACCUGAAUAACACCUAUCGUCUGUCACCCAACUCGGACUUCUUCUUGGAAGGAGGUAACUCACUUCGCUUGAUGAAGCUUCAGGGGGCCAUCAAGGAGGCCUUGGGAGUGUCCAUCUCGACGCACGAACUGUACCAGGCUUGUACCUUGCGAGAGAUGGCUGCCUGCAUUAAUAAUUGCCGAGGCGCACCCGCAAUAGAACAGAUCGACUGGGCUCUCGAGACGGUUGUGCCAGAUUCCAUCUUAGCCGCAGCUCGCGAGGGCCAAAUGAAGGGGUCGCAACGCGUUCCGCGCGACAGGGUCAAUGUCCUUCUCACUGGAUCAACGAGUUUUCUUGGCAUAACCCUGGUGAAGAGCUUAAUCUCCGAGGAAACUAUCCAGCAAGUUCACUGUGUGGCAGUGCUACCGGAUGAAGAACAGAAGCUCCCCCGUUCUGAAAAGAUCUCUACCUACAGGGGCAGCUUGUCGUCGCCAACCCUGGGUCUCAGUCCAGCGGAUCAUGAGCAACUGCAUUCGACGGUCGAUGUCAUCGUCCAUGCAGGUGCCAAUGGCCACUGUCUCAACCAAUACUCGUCGCUACGUGUUCCAAAUGUUCAUUCCACAAAAUUACUUGCCUCUUUCGCCGUCCGCUGGUCUAUCCCUCUACUGUAUCUCUCCUCCAAUCGUGUCGGUCUUCUGUCCGGCAAUACGGCACCACUCCCGGUCUCCAUGGCCUCUUUCUUGCCCCAAACCGAUGGCACGGAGGGUUUUACGGCAUCUAAAUGGGCGAGCGAGUGCUUUUUGGAGAAUUUGGCGGCGUGCGUUCCUAUUACGAUCCAAGUGCACCGGCCAUGUGUGGUGGUGGGUGCCGAAGCACCCAACUCCGACGCGCUCAACGCGAUUCUGAAAUACUCGACUCUGAUGCGGACCGUGCCGCGAUUUGAUCGUGCCGAUGGAUAUCUUGACUUCCAGCCUGUGGAGGACACGGCGCGAGAGAUCGCUGAGGACAUCGUUGCUUUCGCCAAACAACCGACUACGGGACCAGUUCACUUCCGACAUCAUUCCGGAAAAGUCAAAGUGCCAGUCCAUGAGUAUCGGGCUUAUAUGGAGCAGGUGCAUGGACAUGCGUUUGCAGAGGUAGCCAUUAGGGAGUGGAUUGCGAUGGCGUUGCAGGCGGGUAUUGAUCCGUUGAUUACGAUGUACCUGGAAUGUAUUGUAGAGCGAGGGGAACUGGUCACAUUCCCCUACUUGGGAGACACAACGCAGUGA
Molecule: messenger RNA, 11886 nt
Organism: Penicillium taxi
Lineage: Eukaryota; Fungi; Ascomycota; Eurotiomycetes; Eurotiales; Aspergillaceae
Exons: 2
Coding region: 1-11886 (3961 amino acids)
Biological process (GO): secondary metabolite biosynthetic process; fatty acid biosynthetic process
Molecular function (GO): fatty acid synthase activity; 3-oxoacyl-[acyl-carrier-protein] synthase activity; phosphopantetheine binding
Source: RefSeq, a predicted model, not a curated record